Messenger RNA from Cylindrotheca closterium, 1335 nucleotides. The record is from the annotation of a GenBank genome assembly. NCBI's taxonomy places the organism in Eukaryota, Bacillariophyta, Bacillariophyceae, Bacillariales, Bacillariaceae.
AUGUUGUCGACAUCCAAGACAAUCAUUCUGACGGCUACGAUAACAAUAGCCUCAAUGUUAUUUGCAAGCAAAGUAUCAGCAUUUCUUCAUCAUCAUUCUCAUAUGCAGCAUCGUUGUGGUCGGUUCUCUUCUUCGUUAGCUACUGAUACCAGGCGUCGAAUAUGGAAUCCGCUUGGCAGCAGCAGCAGCAGCAGCAGCAAUAAUAAUGUCGAUGUCUACAAGCAAGAAUUCAACAGCAACUCACAAACAAUCAAUAAAAAUGCCAUGUUCGAAGGACUCCUCUCAUCAGCACUCAACCGAGCACAAUCUACUCUGGAACAAACUAGAGAAUUUUCUUCCACAUCAUCUUCCACCUCAUCAUCUUUUUCUACUCCUACUGCUUUCGACCAACAACCACCAACCCAAGAGCAACCCAAGAAAGAAAAUUCAAAAAAAACUUCCAAAGGCUCCUACAGGGACAACCCUGCAAUUACCAAUACGGCACUGGCGCAUUCCUUGUGGAGGGAGAUAUUGAAACCCAAUCAAGACUCGGCGAUUGAUGCCACUUGUGGAAAUGGCCACGACACGCUUGCCAUGGCCGAAAUUUUGUUUCCUUCCGCAGAUCAUGAGGACAACAACAAACAUGAAAAUUACUCUCAGCUCUUGGCACUGGACAUUCAAGAACGGGCCUGCCAAAGUACAACCAAAGCGAUACGAGAAAGGUUUGGGCCCAGCAUUUUGGAGGAGGAUCAUCGCGUCGAAGUACGGCAGACUUCUCACGCACCCUUGCCAACUCCCUCCGAUGGAGGUGAUGUUGGAUUAAUAGUGUACAAUCUAGGCUGGCUUCCCAAUGCCAAUCACAACAACAACAACAACAACAACAACAACAAGAAUGGGAAGAAAGCAGCCACCACGACUAGUAGUAGCAACAAGGACUGCAUUACCAAGGUGGAGUCUACCCUUCAAUCUCUUACAGAUGCAGCCUUGAUGAUUCGGAUCGGUGGAAUGAUAAGUGUCACUACGUAUCCAGCGACAAAUGAAGAAGAGGAUUUAGCUGUCCGGGUACUAUUGGAAUGUCUGGCCUUGUUGUCCAGUAACGUUCAGACGUGGAGGGGUUUCUUGGAUGAGAUUUAUGAUGAUACUGUAGUACACGAUGACGACGACGACGAAAGUGACGACGAAAAGUUACAGCCAUCUAAAAGUCAAUUGUCCAAAGAAACAAUGGAAAUGAUUGUGGUUGCCAUGGAACGAAUUGUCAGUGAGGGAGAGGCAAAACAAACCUUUCGGGUUUCCGAGCAUCGAAAGCUAGGCAUGUAUCGAGCACCUAUAUUACUCACUGCCACGAGAAUAAAAUAA